Messenger RNA from Zymoseptoria tritici IPO323, 891 nucleotides. RefSeq lists its product as uncharacterized. Gene Ontology annotation, cellular component: plasma membrane; cytoplasm. The transcript is spliced from 4 exons. Gene Ontology annotation, molecular function: GTPase activity; GTP binding. Gene Ontology annotation, biological process: intracellular protein transport; vesicle-mediated transport. NCBI's taxonomy places the organism in Eukaryota, Fungi, Ascomycota, Dothideomycetes, Mycosphaerellales, Mycosphaerellaceae. The coding region runs from base 131 to 682 and encodes 183 amino acids. The record is from RefSeq and is a predicted model, not a curated record.
CAACAACCACUCCACCUCCGCACACUCCACCCUUACCACGACAUCCCGGAUUCAGUGCCAUUGAAGCGCUGUUCCUAAAUUUACCCCUUCCAACCCUCCCUCCCAAACAACACCACCACACACCGCCAAGAUGGGUCUCACAUUCUCGAAGUUGUUCGACCGCCUCUGGGGAAAGAAGGAGAUGAGAAUUCUGAUGGUCGGUUUGGACGCUGCUGGAAAGACCACCAUCCUCUACAAGCUGAAGUUGGGUGAAAUCGUCACCACUAUUCCUACCAUCGGUUUCAACGUCGAGACUGUCGAGUACAAGAACAUUCAGUUCACGGUGUGGGAUGUUGGUGGUCAGGACAAGAUCCGACCUCUGUGGAGGCAUUACUUCCAGAACACCCAGGGUAUCAUCUUCGUCGUCGACUCCAACGAUCGCGAUCGUGUCGUCGAGGCUCGUGAGGAGCUGCAGCGCAUGCUCAACGAGGACGAGCUCAGGGACGCCCUUCUCCUGGUCUUCGCCAACAAGCAGGAUUUGCCCAACGCCAUGAACGCCGCCGAGAUCACCGACAAGCUCGGACUGCACAGCUUGAGGCAACGCGCUUGGUACAUCCAAUCGACCUGCGCCACCUCCGGUGACGGUCUCUACGAGGGUCUCGAGUGGCUCAGCAACUCCCUGCGCAAGGCCGGCCACCAGUAGACGUCCGUCUACAGUACGACAAUGCACGAAUCACGGCCCCAAAACAUCACAUUACCACCAUGACAUGAUUCACGUGCGCGCGCGACUCCUUUCGAACAACCGAUCUCCCUCAUCAUCCUACACUCUCUCAAGUUUGCGGCAGCAGGACAAAUGGAGAGACAACGUGACAAUUGCAAAAGCAAGCAAAAGGCCAAUCGCUUCAUUGGAAG